Molecule: messenger RNA, 267 nt
Organism: Funneliformis caledonium
Lineage: Eukaryota; Fungi; Glomeromycota; Glomeromycetes; Glomerales; Glomeraceae
Source: the annotation of a GenBank genome assembly
AUCUAAACAAAUCUUUCACACUCUUUACAUCACUAACAACAGUUGUGAAGACUCCAACACUAUCGGAAAAUAGAAAAUCGCAUUCGGGAGGCGAUUCAACUACAUCGUCGUCUGCAUUAUCUUCACAGACUUCACAACAAGAAGAGGCUGAGGACAAAGUUAAUUUGACAUUACUCUUAGUUUCAGGGAAAAGACAUACAUUUGUUUUUGAUCCCAACGAUACAAUAACAGUUGUUAAAAGUCGAGUUUUUAAUAAUUGGCCUAAAG